AAAGAUCAUUAGGAAUUAAAUCUCCUAGAUCAAACAAAUUGUCAACAAAAUCAUCAUCAAAAAGAAGAAGGAUUGAUUCUUUUGACGAUGAUUAUAAACCUUUACCUUUAUUAUCAAUGACGGUUACAUCAAGUGACACAUCAUCUAGUGAAAGCAGCGAAGAAGAAGAAGGUGACAAUGAUACUUUUCCAUCAUUACAAGUCUGUGAUGACAAUGAUUUAACAUCAACAAUAGAAUUGCAGUUUGAUGAUAAUAUAAUUGAGGAUUUAAAAACGUUAUCUUUAGUUUCAGAUAAUUCUAAGGUCACAAUGACCUCACGAAAAAUUGCGAAGCCUAAAUCAAAAAAACAAGACGCUGCAUCAGAUGAAGAUCUAAAGAAACCGACAACCGAAAAGAAAAAUGAAAAAUCUAAGUUAGAAGUAGCUCAACCUGAAAAUCUUGAAGGCAAAGAAAAGGGUAAAGAAGUUCUACGGACUAUUCCAAAAAAAAUUGAAGGAGGAAAGGGCUAUCAAAAAAUCUCAAAUAUAAAUGGUAUAUCUGAAGCACCAAGAGCAGGUUUUAUUGGUAGUCAAGCGUUUAAUUACCUUGACAUACUUGAUAAUCAAGCAUUUAAGGUGCGUCAUCAAAAAGGAAUUUCAAAGAAGGUUCGAGAAGCAAACCUGAGUGGUGGUUUAAAUAGUUUGCUAUCCAGUGGAUUUAAACCGACCAGUAUGCUUGGCUAAAAAUUAUCGUUUAGUAAUAUAAAAAAAGAGUGGGAUAGUAGACGUAAAAAAAAAGUAUUUAUUUAAAAAGUAUGUGUAAAAAUAGGAUUAAUUAUAUGGCCACUGUAUCAAUAAAUUAAUUCGAUUGGAAAAAAAUUAUUGAUUUCUUAAAAAAAAAAAAUAAUAACAAAAAAGGAUAAGAUUAGUAGACGCAAAAAAAAGUAUUUAUUCAAAAAGUAUGUAAAAAAUAAGAUUAAAAAAAUUACGAUAGUGUAUCAAUAAUAAAUAUUAAUUCGAUUCAAUUUUUUUCAAAUUGGUAUCUUAAAAAAAA
Rhizophagus irregularis DAOM 181602=DAOM 197198 is the source of this 1032-nucleotide messenger RNA. RefSeq lists its product as uncharacterized. NCBI's taxonomy places the organism in Eukaryota, Fungi, Glomeromycota, Glomeromycetes, Glomerales, Glomeraceae. The record is from RefSeq and is a predicted model, not a curated record.